Molecule: messenger RNA, 990 nt
Organism: Acanthoscelides obtectus
Lineage: Eukaryota; Metazoa; Arthropoda; Insecta; Coleoptera; Chrysomelidae
Source: the annotation of a GenBank genome assembly
UCGAGAUGGAUAACCCGGAUCUAACGUUCUUCAUAGAGCUAUAUGGAGAGGUCGGAGGAGUCGCCAGGAAUAUUAAGAACGAAAAAAAGGGUGAUCUGUCAGACCAUGAGUGGAAAGAAAGUGUAUACAACAUCUUAUGGGAGGUAGUAAGACGAGUACCGCAAGAAUGUCGUCAAGAAGCAGCUCUGGUUUUUGAUGUGGCUAUUGGUGAGUCUCUGGAUAUUGGAUUCGUCGAUGAAAAGAAAAACUUCAAGAUAUCAGAAAAAUGCUCUAAACAUACUUACGAUGCUCUUGAUAAGUUCUUCGAGGAACUCCGGCUACUCGAAUAUUCAUUCAGAAGCAGAGAAGAACCGGUUGCAGAGUCCGAACUGUUGAAACUAGUCAACGAGUGGAAAGAUCUUGGGGUGGCGUCUACACUGGCAGGCGGUGCUGAAGUCGUAACUUUUAGUACAAGACGUCCAUACACACACCACCACGCCCACUCCACCCGCCAGCCCCGUCGCAAAUAUACAAAAAUACCGCUCAUCUCAAAUACAGACUUCGACAUAAAUAGGCUGGUAACUGAAGAACCCAUCAUAGUAACUCCCCUUAACUUGGGCGAUAUUGACUCAAUUUAUGGGAAAAGACCUGAAGGACAGGCAAAAGACGUUCUUCUUGAUUCAAAACCUUGGGAGAAGGAACCAGGGGGGGUAGACGAGGAAGCUCCUAGCACUACUCUAGCCCCACCAGCAGAAGCACCCUUACAAGGUAACCAGACUCCCGUCCCCCCGAGUACCGUACAAGAAAAAGAGCCUGCUGCCCCGUCGGUACAAACAGAGGAUAAGAAUCGUCAAUUUGAAUGGCCAGAUCUGAAUGAUGGUGGACCAGGAGAAGAUAUCCUCUGGCCUCACAAACUCAUAGGAUAACUUCGUUUGUAGUGGUGCUUUCCAGGAAUGGGAAGAAUAAGGUAUACUUUUUGUAAAUAUGUACAAUAAAUCUGUUUUAGGAUUA